AUCAGAAUACAUCAGAAAUGGUAAUUGCUGAUCUCCAGAAUGCAUCCAUGAAAAUCGAAGCCCACCGCGAAUUGCCGAACGACGAAUGCUUUUCACAUGAUACAGCCGGAAAUCAGAAUUCUCCAUAUGUUCAGAACAAAUCAUGAAUUCUACUAAUUUUUGACUGGCUACUCAGCACAUGUUUUUGUACUCAGUAAAGCCAAGACAAAUAAUUCUGUUUGCUUAAUAAAUAAUUCUUAGUGUCAAAGUGGUUCCUUACAAAACUGUCGAGCGGGUCUCAGCAUUUUUGAACCGGCUUUGGCAGCAUUAUCAACGAUUGCCAUUGAUAGGCAAGCUAAUAAAGUAGUUGGAUGUCGGUUUACUGCUGAUUUUGUUGAUGCUCCUGGGUCUCCUCCCUUCCCUGAUGAGCCUGAAGAAUUCAAAGCUCUGAAAGGAUUAUGGUUAAAGUUUGAUACAGAUUGGGCUCAAACAAAAGAACAACCCAUACGAAGAGGUCAAUGGGCUCAUUGGGUUGGUGUGGUGGUUCAUCCAGACUAUAGUAAUAGAGGCAUUGCCAGGUCUCUCUAUGAACAUAAUGUUAACCUAUUGAAAUCAAAAGGAUAUACGGGUGCCAUAUGUGAAAAUGCUAGUGCAUUUAGUGCUAAAGCAGUUGAAAAAGUAGGAGGCAAGCUCAUCUUUGUUCAGCCUUAUUCUACCUAUCAAUACAAUGGUAAUUUUCCAUUUCAAUCAAUCCCUCAUCUUCAUGUUGAGUUUGGUCUCAGAGAAGCCAUAUUCUAA
Messenger RNA from Didymodactylos carnosus, 777 nucleotides. Lineage: Eukaryota; Metazoa; Rotifera; Eurotatoria; Philodinida; Philodinidae. The record is from the annotation of a GenBank genome assembly.